This is a messenger RNA of Didymodactylos carnosus, 3162 nucleotides long. The record is from the annotation of a GenBank genome assembly. NCBI's taxonomy places the organism in Eukaryota, Metazoa, Rotifera, Eurotatoria, Philodinida, Philodinidae.
AUGGAAGUCAGUUCGACAAUAGCUAAAACAUUCAAACGUUUUACACUACCUCGAAGUACGUCAUCGAUCGGUUCAUUUUCAUUAUCAUCUGGAACAACAAAUACAACAUCUGUACCACCAUCAACAACAACUAUAAAUGAUUCAUCGACUAUUGAUUUUAAUGGUAUCAAUCUAAUUAGUCGUACAACUAAUCAUACGCAUGUCCAUUCAAAACCACCAAUGUCCUAUACUAAUUAUCCACGACAUCAUUCUCAGUUAAAUCUUUCAACGACAAAUAGUGUACCUUCAAAUGUCAUUGAAAAAAUAAACGAUCUAACUUCUCAACAACAGCAGCAGCAGCAGCAACAACAACAACAACAGCAUCAGCAACAUCAUCUAUCAAUGUUGCGUUCAUCGUCGAAUUUAUCAAAUCAUAUUGAUACGGAUUGCGAUGUAAAAAGUGUAAAUAAAUCAAAAUCGUUUUAUAAAACUCAUUCGAUUCAACGUGAUUUAAGUUAUGAUAAUAUUAAAGCUCUAACUUUUGACGAUGAUAAUAUGAAUAAUAAACAAUUAAAAAAAAUGUCAAAUUCUUAUUCAGAACAUAAUGGUGAAAAUUUCAAGCAACAAUCGAAACUAAAACAUAUAUUAAUAAAAAAAUUACAACCAUCACAACAAGAACAGCAACAAGAUGAUAAUUCUACAAGUAAAAAAAAAGAUGUUGAAAAGAAAAAACGUCGAUCAUCAUUUAGAAAUUUUUCACAAAAAUUUCAUUUGAAACGUAGUCAUAGUACAAAUACGGAUUUAGCUACUAUUGCUACAUCAUCGUCCUCUUCAUCCAAUACUACUGCAGUCAAUAAUAAUUUAGAUACAGACAAAUUACCACUAUCAACAACAACAUGUGAUCUUGUUUAUCAUCGUUUGAAUUGUAUAACAGCACCUACAAAAUCAUGCGAUAUCGAAGCAUCUAGUCAGUAUAAUUUAAAUGAUUAUGUAAAUUUAACACGUUCUAAUACAAGUAUUUUGUGCAACGGUAGUACAGGUGGUUUUGCAACGAUACCUGAAGAAGAAAAUUGUACAGUUAUUUUAAAGAGAAACAACAAUCAGUCGUCAACAUCAUCAUCACAUCGUCAGGAUGAAAAUGAUGACUUUAUAGCACAACAACAACAACAGCAGCAGCAACAACAACAACAGCAUCAAAGAAUGGCGCCAAGUCUCAGUCUGUCAUCGUCGUCGUCAUUUAUUUCCGCACAUACUUCAUCACCAUCUAAUCAUUCGUCAACAUCAAAUAAAUAUUUGAGUGUUAAAUUAGCAUCGUCUAAUCAAAAUGGAGUCACAGAUUUGGCUAAACCAUCAAAAUCAUCAACUUCAGUCACAUCAAAUAUCGGGACAGCACUAGGACUUUUAUCAAAUAAUAAUAACAAUAAUACUAAUACUAAUAAUAAUAAUAAUAAUAAUAAUAAUAAUAAUAAUAAUAACAGUAAUAAACAAUUCUUAUCCAAUUCCAUCAGUUUACAUGGUGAUGUUAGUAGUCUAUUAACUUCAUCAUGUCAUAACGGAUAUUUAUCAAAUAGUAUUUCAGCUAUAAACAAUGCAAAUAAUAUUAAUAAUGAUGCGUCAUCAGGUCGACUAUAUUCUCAUCCUGUACGAGAUAUACCUUGUCCACCAUCACCAUCGACGAAACAUAAACAUUUGUCUUAUCAUGAAAAUUUAACAAAUUCAUUUAUGAAUGAUUUAACAAUAUUACCUAUUGAAGAAAAUUCAAUUUCACAGCAACAGUCACAAUCGCAACAAAAAGUGAAAAUGCGUGAUCACAGCUCAAAAAAGAAGAAAAGUUUAAGAGAUCUAAAAUUGCGUAUAUCAUUACCACCUGAAUUAAAAAAUGGUUUUCAACGAGUUAACAGUGAUUUUACAAUGAAUAAAGGACCAUCAACAACUACCACUGCAGCAACUAUAAUGGCAAAUAAUAGUAAAAUAAAAACAACAACAAUGAAUAAUAAUGCUUAUAAUAAUAAUCAUCAUUCUUAUUAUCAAACAAAUUCAUUAUCAUCUCAAACAUUAAACAGUGUUAUUAAUCAGUCCAGUUCAUCUCUUUUAAGAUUAUCAUCUCCAACAUCGUCAAUAACAACUGUAGGACAAUUAAGUCGUAAUGAACAACGUUUAUCAAUGCUUGAUUUAGGUUAUGGAAAAAUAGAAUCUUAUCAAAAAUUAGAGAAAUUAGGCGAAGGUACUUAUGCAACCGUUUAUAAAGGUCGUUCACAUUUACUUAGUGGCUAUAUAGCAUUAAAAGAAAUUCGUUUAGAACAGGAAGAAGGUGCACCUUGUACAGCAUUACGAGAAGUAAGCUUAUUAAAAGGUUUAAAACAUGCAAAUAUAGUAACAUUACACGAUAUUAUAUUUGAUCAAACAACGUUAACAUUAGUAUUUGAAUAUGUUGAUAAAGAUUUAAAACAGUAUAUGGAUGAUUGUGGAAAUAUAAUGAAUAUUAAAAAUGUUCGAUUAUUUUUAUAUCAAUUAUUACGUGGAUUAGAAUAUUGUCAUUCACGUAAAAUUUUACAUCGUGAUUUAAAACCGCAAAAUUUAUUAAUAAACGAACGUGGUGAAUUAAAACUAGCAGAUUUUGGUUUAGCACGAAUAAAAAGUUUUCCAACAAAAACUUAUUCACAUGAAGUUGUAACAUUAUGGUAUCGACCACCCGAUGUACUUUUAGGUAGUACAGAAUAUUCAACACCAAUUGACAUAUGGGCUGUUGGAUGUAUUUUUUAUGAAAUGGCAUGUGGUCGACCAUUAUUUGCCGGAACAAAAGUUGAAGAAGAAUUAUAUCUUAUAUUUAAAUGUUUAGGAACGCCCACCGAGAAAACAUUACCAGGUGUAACGUCAAAUGUUGAAUUUCAACAAUUACGUUUAGCAAAUUAUAACGGUGAAUCACUAUUAAAUUUAGCACCACGUCUAGAUCUAAUGGGAAUUGAUUUAGUUCAAAAAUUUUUACGUUAUAAUCCACUUGAACGUAUUUCGGCUAAUGAUGCAAUGCAUCACAAGUUUUUUGGCGUUUAUCCUUCCUUAAUUCAUAAUUUACAACCUACACAAUCGAUACUUGAUAUUAACGAUAUACAAUUGACACGUGAUCAUGGAUCUAAAUUAAUCAUGAAAUCAGUCACAUCAAAACGUUCGAGUAUACAUCUAUGA